AUGGCCAACGAUGACCAGUCGCACCGGUAUCAAACAUCACCGCCUCUCAGAAACUGGGAACAUAUUUACCCUCACUCGCAUCACGGCACUCCAGCACAGGAGUACUCAGGAUUCAAUUUCAGUAGCCCACAAAUUCCGAUGGAGCCGAGCGCAUUCAGCAGCAGUAUCCAGCAACGGCCUAUGUAUCAGCAAUUGCAACCGUUGGUCAUGCCGCAAUGGCCGUCGAUGCUGAGUAGUCAGUCUCACCAGCCUUUCCAGCCAAUCUUUCCUCAGCCGAUUCAACCAAUCCAGCCAGUUACCAUAGGCGCUCUACAAACACCAGUAUCGGCAGUCUCGUCCAAAUCUUCGUCGACGCCACGCAAGACGUUGACUGAUCUGGAUCGCAAGCGAAUGUGUCAGUACGCUGAAGACAAUCCCAACAGCAAGCAGACCGAAAUUGGAGCCAUCUUUGGGGUUGAGCGGAGCACCGUUUCGAAGGUCUUGCGACAAAAGGAGAAAUAUCUGUGUCAAGACGAUGGCAGUCGUUCGCCCGUGAAACGGGCAAAAGGACGAUCGCCCGACAUCGAACGAGCCCUCGCUGUAUGGGCGAAAAAUCAGGAAAGAAAAGGCAUGCCGCUUACUGACGAAGUCAUUCGGGAGAAGGCGCGCGCUUUCGCGUCCACCUCUUCGACCCCCGAAAGCCAUCAUGUGGUCAGCUCCAGCUGGAUUGAGAAAUUCAAGUUAAAGAAUAACCUGAUGGGCGCACGAUCGCGAAAAGGUUCGCUUGCGCCUGAUGAUGCCGAUGUCCUCUCAGCGACAGCGUCCUCGUCACACACGCCGUGUGGCACGUCCCCAGUCUCGCCACAAGGGGUGGGCUCUCCAUCACCAGUCGACUUACAUAGCACGAGAAGUCAGGAAAGCCUCAGAAAUGAUAGUCCAGGGGGCUAUCUCGACUUCUCUGGACGACACGGUCCGUUCCAUUCGCAGAGCGCCACUUCACUGAACAGCGCAUUCACAGACACUGCGCCGUCCUCGUUUUCGCCGGGACCGCUGAGUCCCACAUCACCUUUCUUUACACCUGACUCGGGAACAGCGCCAAGUCCCUUCAUACAACAGCCACCAUUGACGGCGCGGCCGGUUCUGCCAGCAACGACGCGUAACAGUAACAACCAGCGACCACGAAGCCAGACGUUUCCACUCAUGGAUCAAUACGCUUCAGCGGACGCAGCAACGCCAACAUACAUUUCUGCAACAGUCCUUGACUCCCCAAUGGAAGAAGCUCCGGACCCGAUAGCGAGCAUAGAUGGGACCGUGCGAUCAGCGCGGCACGAGGAGCGUCCGAGCACGACAACCCCAGCAGAGACAAUGCGACCGCCGCCGCUGCCGGCGCAUGUCCUUGAAAUCAGGCGAGAGCUCACUCCUUCAACGUCCAAUUCCUCACUCCGGGCGACCACGAGCCCGGAAGAAGCAUUGCGCGCUCUCGAGGUCGUGCACAGCUUCUUUGAGCAGCAGCCGAAUGGCUUCCUGGACUUCCAAGAGAGCGUCACGAUGGGUAAGCUCAUGGAGAAGUUGAAGCUGCGGUCGCGCGCCAGCAGCGGCUUAUGA
Messenger RNA from Baudoinia panamericana UAMH 10762, 1584 nucleotides. RefSeq lists its product as uncharacterized. The transcript is spliced from 4 exons. Gene Ontology annotation, molecular function: DNA binding. The record is from RefSeq and is a predicted model, not a curated record. The coding region runs from base 1 to 1584 and encodes 527 amino acids. NCBI's taxonomy places the organism in Eukaryota, Fungi, Ascomycota, Dothideomycetes, Mycosphaerellales, Teratosphaeriaceae. Gene Ontology annotation, cellular component: nucleus.